AGGAGGCCGACGGGACGCUGGACUGCAUCAGCAUGGCCCUGACCUGCACCUUCAACCGCUGGGGCACGCUGCUCGCCGUGGGCUGCAACGACGGGCGCAUCGUCAUCUGGGACUUCCUCACCAGGGGCAUCGCCAAAAUCAUCAGCGCUCACAUCCACCCCGUCUGCUCCCUGUGCUGGAGUCGAGACGGUCACAAACUGGUGAGUGCUUCGACCGAUAACAUUGUGUCGCAGUGGGAUGUGCUCUCGGGAGACUGCGACCAGAGAUUUCGAUUUCCUUCGCCUAUCUUGAAAGUUCAGUACCACCCUCGAGACCAAAACAGAGUUUUGGUUUGUCCCAUGAAGUCGGCGCCGGUGAUGCUAACGCUGUCAGACUCCAAACACGUUGUCCUGCCCGUGGAUGAUGAUUCUGAUCUCAAUGUUGUGGCCUCCUUUGACAGGCGAGGGGAAUACAUUUACACGGGCAACGCCAAGGGGAAGAUCCUGGUCUUAAAAACAGACACUCAGGAUCUUGUUGCUUCCUUCAGAGUGACAACUGGAACCAGCAAUACCACAGCUAUUAAAUCAAUUGAAUUUGCUCGGAAAGGAAGCUGUUUUUUAAUAAACACAGCUGACCGGAUAAUCAGGGUGUACGAUGGCCGUGAAAUUCUAACUUGUGGACGAGAUGGGGAGCCUGAACCGAUGCAGAAGCUGCAGGAUUUAGUGAACAGGACACCGUGGAAGAAGUGCUGUUUCUCUGGCGAUGGUGAAUAUAUAGUGGCAGGGUCAGCACGACAGCACGCCCUCUACAUCUGGGAGAAGAGUAUUGGAAACCUAGUGAAAAUCCUCCAUGGGACCAGAGGAGAGCUGCUCUUGGAUGUAGCAUGGCAUCCUGUCCGACCGAUCAUAGCUUCUAUUUCAAGCGGUGUUGUGUCAAUAUGGGCUCAGAAUCAAGUGGAAAACUGGAGCGCCUUUGCGCCUGACUUCAAAGAGCUGGAUGAAAAUGUAGAAUAUGAAGAGAGAGAGUCAGAGUUUGACAUUGAAGAUGAAGAUAAGAGUGAACCAGAACAGACAGGUGCUGAUGCUGCAGAAGAUGAAGAAGUGGAUGUAACGAGUGUGGAUCCCAUUGCUGCCUUCUGUAGCAGCGAUGAAGAACUGGAGGACUCCAAGGCUCUGCUUUACUUACCCAUUGCUCCUGAAGUUGAAGAUCCAGAAGAAAACCCCUACGGACCUCCACCAGACGCGGUUCAGAGCUCUUUAACUGAUGAGGGAAUAGGUUCUGAGAAGAAGAGGCAGUCCUCCUCUGAUGGACCUCAGGCACCAAAGAAGAAGCCCAAAACCACCAACAUUGAACUACAAGGAGUACCUAAUGAUGAAGUCCAUCCGCUGCUGGGUGUGAAGGGAGAUGGUAAAUCCAAGAAGAAGCAAGCAGGCAGGCCUAAAGGAUCAAAAGGUAAAGACAAAGAUUCUCCAUUUAAACCGAAACUCUACAAAGGGGACAGAGGUGCUUUACCUCUGGAAGGAGCAGCGAAGGGUAAAGUGCAGGCGGAGCUGGGACAGCCUUUGACAGGUGGUGCAAUCUCAGAAUUGUUAUGA
Nipponia nippon (crested ibis) is the source of this 1574-nucleotide messenger RNA. The record is from RefSeq and is a predicted model, not a curated record. Lineage: Eukaryota; Metazoa; Chordata; Aves; Pelecaniformes; Threskiornithidae.